CUGUCACCUACCAGUGACGUCACGUGACGUCACAGACAUACGACAUUAGCGGAUAUUAUCAUUAUUAGCUCACGAAUAUGUACAGAAGAAGAUAAUACUAUUUCGCCUUCCGUUUUUUUUUUGGACAUAUUAGUUUCGUAAUAUUGACUUUGACCUGGAAUAAAAUGUCCACUUUGGCGGAGUCGCUCGCCAACGAGGGCUGGCACCUCAGUGAUGAAGGCAUUGCAGAAUUGAAAGGAUCUGUUGAGAACGUUACACAUCAUGAUAUUAUUCGAAUUGCGCUCGAUAGCGACCUCAGACCAAUCGGAGGGAAAAUCCUUCCACCCGAUAUCAAUAGUGGACGGGUUGAGAAGCUGGAGGGUCCGUGUGUUCUCCAGCUGCAGAAGAUGAGGAACAUCUCAGCGCCAAAAGACAGCGUGUCCCAGGGAGGACCACGAAUGCUGCGCCUGCAAAUGACAGAUGGCCACACCACCUGCGUCGGAUUGGAGUUUAAACAGCUGACAAAAAUCAGCCUCAAUACUCCCCCGGGAACAAAAAUCAAACUGCUUGGAGCAAUCAUGGUCAAAAAUGGAUUCUUGCUUCUUGAUGACUCCAAAAUGGACGUUCUUGGUGGAGAGGUUGAACAUAUGGUGGAGAAAUGGGAACUGCAAAGGAGUCUGGCCAAACACAGUAGAAAUAACAUUGUGGCAGAAGGCGGGCCGCCUCCUUUUGUGUCAUUUGGCCAGAAGUGUGCGAGGAAGGAUGAAACGGACGGUGAAGAGCUCGACCAGAGGAAAACUCUUAAGAGCGUCGUCAAAAUCACGGAUGAGAACGACGACUUUUCAAAGCAGCGAUCAGCAGCUAUUGCUGAAGUGGCUAAAACCAAAGAGGGUCCCCGUACAUUUGGCGGAGGAGAAAACGCAGGAAGUAAUUUGUCCAAUUCUUACCGGGGCCGUGACCAGCAUAGAAGGCGAGAAGAUCGGGUUGAAAGAUACGAAAGCAGACAAGAUGCAAACUAUCGAGACCUGGUGGACGAGCGCGCCCUGAGGACCAUCAUGGAGAUGGGCUUCAACAAGGACGCAGCCCGGCAUGCCUUGAUGGACAACAACAACAAUCUUGAGGUUGCACUCAACAGCCUUCUGACGGGAACCUGUGACAGCAGAGCUCACCCUGUGGUCGCAGACAAGCCUCAGCCCCGAGGCAGAGGUAAGGGAAGAGGUCGGUCCAGGAAUGAUGGCGAGGAGGAGUGUCCUGGAGGAAGGCCCUCUGCGCCAAGCACUCUUUUUGACUUCCUUGAAUCCAAGAUGGGAGUUUUUUCCAUUGCUGAGCCAAAGACACAGGCUUCUCAGCGACAUGAUGAUAGAGCAAAUGUCCAUGGCUCGGACUACUACUCCAAAGAUGCAUCUAACGCCAGGUUCUCGUCAAACAACGAUCCUCGUCAAAGAAAGAACGACAGGCCACCGCGCUUCCACAGGGACAUAGACUUUCCCAAACCAGGCCAGGAGACCUUCUCGAACUGUACGACCUCCCAAACUUCAUCAGGCCAGCACUGGAAGGGACAGGAUAGGUCGUCGCGGGGAACAUUUGACAGGCGGAAUGACAGGAGAGACAUGGACGACGAGCAUGGUUUCGCCUCGGCCUUCGCACGCUCCAAGGAACCUCAACAGCAGGGUGAAUCAGCCGGGUCUUUUUCCCAGCGAUCAAGAAACUGCGAUGGUGCGAACAUGGCUGGAGCAUCCGUCAGGAGGGGGACAAAGGACAACGCACCCUCAUCUAAACCGACCAAUCCUUCUGAAAAUGACCCCAACCCUAACCCCAACCCAAACAGCUUCAGAAGAAAAGGAAAGGCUGAGCGACCAAACUACUUUGACCAUCAAAGGGACAGCGCGGUGCCAAACUUCAAGGGAGCGAAUUUAGGAAUAUCCUGUGAAGUGGAAAUGUCACAGGAUUCUCAGUUCUUGACGGGGGGUCCGUCUAAUUACCAAAAUGGAGAUGUGGUACCCAAAAGAACUGGGCCAAUCAAGCCAACAAAUACAUCUGGUCCUGCCCACAGGGAGCAACCUCCAAAGAGGAACACUCUUAAUAAUCCAGCACCCAAAGCAAAGUCUUGGCAAGGUAAAGGCCAAGGUCCGAGAGAAGGUCCAAGGUCAGAGAAAAGCAAUAAUAUUGAUCAGGCUUGGAAGUCUGGAGAUCAGUGCCUCGCUUUAUACUGGGAGGACAGAAAGUUCUACCAUGCCAGAAUAGAUGCUGUGCAUCCGUCAGGCUCUACCGCUGUGGUCGUAUUUAGUGAUUAUGGCAACUGUGAAGAGGUCCUCCUCCAUAACAUCAGGCCUGUGACUGCUGACGUCUCGGUAAGGAGAAAAGAAAUCAUGAAUGAAGGAAGAAGAUGAUGCUUACUAUGACAGUUCGCUCGAGUUUCGCCGUGGAGGAGACGGCCAGCCGAGGCGCACGAGACCGACGCAACAAUAUUACCAACCUCCCAGAGCGCGGGAUUGACGUCAACAUUUUACGGCAUGGUAAAUGAACAUGACGUCGCUCCCCGGGUGAUGUUCUCCUCUCUGUAAAUGUUGCUGUUUAUAAAUGUAUGAUCUUUGCUCCGACUGUGUUUUGAAUGAGAUAAACCCUUUUCAGAAUUA
Messenger RNA from Entelurus aequoreus (snake pipefish), 2615 nucleotides. It is a transcript of the gene tdrd3, whose product is annotated as tudor domain containing 3. The record is from RefSeq and is a predicted model, not a curated record. The coding region runs from base 165 to 2369 and encodes 734 amino acids. Gene Ontology annotation, cellular component: nucleus; cytoplasm. Gene Ontology annotation, molecular function: protein binding; RNA binding. NCBI's taxonomy places the organism in Eukaryota, Metazoa, Chordata, Actinopteri, Syngnathiformes, Syngnathidae. Gene Ontology annotation, biological process: mRNA processing. The transcript is spliced from 13 exons.